UCACGGGCUCCGGUCCCGGCGGCAGAAAUAGGGCAGCCGCGGCUGCGGUGGCAUAGCAGCGGGCAGCGGCGGCUCAGAGAGCUGGAGCCUUGACAGCUCCAGAGAACCCGGGACCCGCCGACAGCCGGAGAGACCGACCGAAGGACUUGGGGCCGGGUCGCCGCGGCCGUGGCCACUGGGCGCUCCCUCCUUGUCGCCCGAGUCCGGCCACCUGGUCUUCCCCUCGGCCCCGCCGCCUCAGACUCAACAAAAUGAAACCAGGAGGCUUUUGGCUGCGUCUCACCCUGCUCGGGGCCUCUCUGCCAGCGGCACUGGGAUGGAUGGACCCAGGAACCCUCAGAGGCCACCAUGUGGGUGUGGGGGAGUCACAGAUGGAGGAAUCCAGAAGCUUUGAAGUCACAAGAAGAGAAGGGCUUUCAGGCCACAGCGGGCUGUUGGACUCCUGCGGGAAGAAGUUCUGCAGCCGAGGCAGCCAGUGCGUGCUCAGCAAGGAGACAGGGGAGCCCGAGUGCCGGUGCCUGGAGGCAUGCAGGCCCAGCUACGUGCCCGUGUGCGGCUCGGAUGGCAGGUUUUAUGAAAACCACUGUGAGCUCCACCGCACUGCCUGCCUGCUGGGGAGGAAGAUCGUCGUCACCCGCAGCAAGGACUGCUUCCUCAGAGGUGACACAUGCACGAUGGCUGGCUAUGCCCGCCUGAAGAACGUCCUUCUGGCGCUCCAGACCCGCCUGCGGCCCCCCCAAGAAGGAAGCAGGAGAGAUGACCCCGCCUCCCAGAAGCGCCUCCUGGUGGAAUCUCUGUUUAAGGGCUUGGAUGCGGAUGGCAGCGGCCACCUCAGCAGCUCGGAGCUAGCACAGCACAUGCUGAAGGAUCAGGACCUGGAUGGAGACUUACUUGGCUGCUCUCCAGCUGACCUCCUCCGAUUUGACGACUACAACAGUGACGACUCCCUGACCCUCCACGAGUUCUACACAGCCUUCCAGGUGGUUCAGCUCAGCCUCGCUCCUGAGGACAGGGUCAGCAUGACCACAGUGACUGUGGGGCUGAGCACAGUGCUGACCUGUGCUAUCCGUGGAGAUCUGAGGCCACCAAUUGUCUGGAAACGCAACGGACUCACCUUGAACUUCUUAGACUUGGAAGAUAUCAAUGACUUUGGAGAGGAUGACUCCCUGUACAUCACCAAGGUGACCACCAUCCACAUGGGCAAUUACACCUGCCACGCCUCGGGCCACGAGGAGCUGUUCCAGACCCACGUCCUGCAGGUGAAUGUGCCACCAGUCAUCCGCGUCUACCCAGAGACCCAAGCACAGGAGCCCGGAGUGGCUGCCAGCCUGAGGUGCCAUGCAGAGGGCAUUCCUGUGCCAAGAAUUACAUGGCUGAAAAAUGGCAUGGAUGUCUCAGCCCAGAUGUCUAAACAGCUCUCCCUUAUAGCCAAUGGGAGCGAACUCCAUAUCGGCAGCGUUCGGUAUGAAGACACAGGGGCAUACACCUGCAUUGCCAAAAAUGAAGUGGGUGUGGAUGAAGAUAUCUCCUCACUCUUCAUUGAAGACUCAGCCAGAAAGACCCUUGCAAACAUCCUGUGGCGAGAGGAAGGCCUCAGCGUGGGAAACAUGUUCUACGUCUUCUCUGACAAUGGCAUCAUCGUCAUUCACCCCAUGGACUGUGAGAUCCAGCGGCACCUCAGACCCACAGAGAAGGUUUUCAUGAGCUAUGAAGAAAUCUGUCCCCAACAAGCAGGAGACCCAGCCCAGCCAUGCCAGUGGGCAUCUGCAGUCAACGUCAGGAACCGAUACAUCUACGUGGCCCAGCCAGUAUUGAGCAGAGUCCUUGUGGUUGACGUCCAAGCCCAGAAAGUACUACAGUCCAUAGGUGUGGACCCUCUGCCAGCUAAGCUGUCCUAUGACAAGUCACAUGACCAAGUUUGGGUCCUGAGCUGGGGAGAUGUACAUAAGUCAAAACCAAGCCUCCAGGUAAUCACAGAAGCCAGCACUGGCCAGGGCCAGCACCUCAUCCGCACACCCUUUGCAGGAGUGGACGAUUUCUUCAUUCCCCCAACAAACCUCAUCAUCAACCACAUCAGGUUUGGCUUCAUCCUCAACAAGUCGGGCCCCGCGGUCCACAAGGUGGACCUGGAGACACUGCUGCUGCUCAAGACCAUCGGCCUCCAGCAGCACGGCUGCGUGCCGCAGGCCAUGGCGCACACCCACCGCGGCGGCUACUUCUUCGUGCAGUGCGGGCCGGACAGCUCCGUGCCCGCCACCCCGCAGCUGAUCAUCGACAGUGUCACGGACUCCGUGGUCGGCCCCAACGGUGACGUGGCAGGCACCCCACACGUGUCCCCGGACGGGCGCUUCGUGGUCAGCGCAGCUGCCGACAGUCCCUGGCUGCACGUGCAGGAAGUCACCACUCGGGGGGAGAUCCAGACGCGGUCCCGGCUGGACGCGCGGCCGGGCGUCUCGGACUUGGCCUUCCAGCGCUCCUUCACCCAGGCCAACCAGUACGCCGCGUACGCCGCACUGGCGCGGGGGCCCGGCCUGCUCUUCCUGGAGCUGCCGGUGGGCAAGGCCGCCGUGCUGGAGGAUCUGAAGGGGCCGCCCGCGGGGCCCAGCCGGCCCUGGGGGGGCCCCCGACGGAUCGUGAGGGACAGUGGGCUGUUCGGACAGUACCUCCUCACUCCGGCCCAAGAGUCGCUGUUCCUCAUCAAUGGGAGACAAAACGCACUGCGGUGUGAGGUGUCGGGCGUAAAGGGGGGGACCACGGUGGUGUGGGUGGGCGAGGUCUGAGGGACCCCCAGCAGAGCCCUGGGCCAAGGAGCACGGCCUCGUCCUGACACCGCACUCCCAAGCUGGCGCUUGUACAUUUUUCCAGACAAAAAGCAAAAACCUGUAUUCGCUUUGUGGUUCAACACUGGUCUCCUUGCAAGUUUCCCAGUAUAUGGUUCGCGCUGCUACCAAGAUCCGGGUUUUUUCGUUAGGAAGUAUGAUUUAUGCCUUGAGCUGCAGUGCGAUCACAUGCGGCUGCUGUGUAAAGGAAUCAUUUCUGUGCCGGGCUGCACGCCACGUGACCUGGGGACGC
Nycticebus coucang (slow loris) is the source of this 3072-nucleotide messenger RNA. It is a transcript of the gene FSTL4, whose product is annotated as follistatin like 4. Gene Ontology annotation, biological process: regulation of BMP signaling pathway; cell differentiation; multicellular organism development. NCBI's taxonomy places the organism in Eukaryota, Metazoa, Chordata, Mammalia, Primates, Lorisidae. The record is from RefSeq and is a predicted model, not a curated record. Gene Ontology annotation, molecular function: protein binding; calcium ion binding. Bases 252 to 2780 code for a protein of 842 amino acids. The transcript has 16 exons.